Molecule: messenger RNA, 2010 nt
Organism: Yamadazyma jaroonii
Lineage: Eukaryota; Fungi; Ascomycota; Pichiomycetes; Serinales; Debaryomycetaceae
Source: the annotation of a GenBank genome assembly
AUGGAAGAAGAAGAAGAUUUCAAACAAUACGAUAUUCGUGAUGGAAUUAUCUUUCUUAUUGAAAUCAACGAAUCCAUAUUUCAAUCUUUGAAGGAAUUGAACGGUAAAAAUCAAUUAUUUGAGAUUAUUUCAUCAAUUGAUGAUUUACUUCAAGAUAUGAUCAUUAUAUUACCCAAUACUGGAGUGGGUAUUUACUUGUACAAUUGUGAAAGUGAAGACAAUUCUUACAAUUUGAAGAAAAUCUCCGGAUUACAUGAUUUAAGUUCCACAAAAAUGAAAUAUAUUCAUGAUUUAGUGACUGAUGAUAUUGAAAAUAGAGCUAAAUUACCUGAUUUAUUCAAAGUAGGAAAUAAUAAUGAAAACAAUUUACCUAAAGUAUUAACCAAAAUCAUUGAUCAAUUCGAUAAAUCUCAUUAUAAAACCAGAAAAUUGGUUUGGUUCACUAACAAUGACCAACCUUUUGAGUCUAAGAAUGUCAGAGAUUCUUUACAUCGAAUUAUUGAAGAUUAUGAAGAUAGAGGUAUUCAAAUUAAUCCUAUUUUCUUGAACAAGCAACUGAAUGAUUUCGAUAUCUCCAAGUACAGGGACAUCUUCUCGAGUACCGGCUAUUUGAAUAAUUAUAAGAACUCCACCAUAGUUUCGGAAAAAAUCAAAAAUGCCAUUAUAAGAUUGAAGGAAAUCAAACGUAUACAGUUCGCAUGUAAUUUGAUUUUAAGUGAUGGGAAACUAUCAGGUAAUCUUGGAAUUUCCAUUAAGGGGUACACCUUAUAUAAUCAGGAAAAAUUGACUAAAACACGUAACUUAUAUUACCACGAUAAUAAAUUGAAAUUGGUGGAAACUGAAUCAACCAUCAAGAAUGAAGCAGGUGAAGAGAUUACUUUAGCUACCGAUGAUAAGAAGUCUGCUGUAGAAUUGAAAUAUGAUGCUGGCAUCAAAAGUGGGAUUGAAUUGAAUGAUGAAGAAAAGACAAUCUUACACUUGGGUCCUCAACAAUGGGAAUUCUUGAAGAACUACGCUUUUGAUAAUAAUCCUGACAAUCUAGAGGACAGUGAAGAUGACGAGGAUAACGAUGAUGAAACAGAUUCACCUAAUACGGAUAUUUCUCCUCCUCCUUAUCUCAAACUACUUGGUUUCAGACAUAUAGAUAAGUUCACACCUUUCUAUAACUUAUCACCUCCAGCUUUCAUCACUGGUGAUUAUUUCAAUGGUAAAAAUAGUACUUAUGGUUAUACUGAACUGUUAAAGACCAUGUCACUACUUUAUAAAUCAUGUAUCAAAUUGAAAAGAUAUGCUGUCGUCUUUGGUUGUACCAAGAGGAAUUCUUUGCCCUCAUUAUAUGCUUUAUAUCCAACCAACUUACCUAGAUCGACCAAAUCCCAAAAUUUUGAGUUUCCUCAUGGGUUCUUAUUAGUGAAAUUGCCAUGGUUAGAAGAUAUUAGAUCAUUACCUGAAUCAGUAAUCAAUGAUGAUAUGAGAAAAUUCCCUGUAGAUAACAAAAAUGCAAAUCCUAGGGAAUUGGUCGAUUUGUACAAGAAAUUGGUUGAUUCUCAUCGAUGGGAACACUUCAAUCCUAACGCAUUCCCUAAUCCAGUGAUCAAUUAUCAUUAUAAGAUUUUGAAACAUAACUUAUUACAAAUUCCUUUUGAAGAAGAUGACAAAUUGUUGAAAAACAAUGAUUCUACUUAUCCUGUAGUAGAAAAGAUCUUUGAGACGUUUAAAAAAGGUGAACUUCAAGAAAUUUCUGAGUAUAUAACUCAAUACUUGAACAAAUUUGACAAUUUAGAUACCGUACGAGAGUAUAACAAUCCAGCUAAAAGGCAGAAGGUUGAUGAUUCCCUUACUCUAGAACAAGUGUUGACAGGUUGGAAAUCAGGAGAAUUGAAUUCUUUCACUGUGAGCCAAUUGAAAAGCUUCGCCAGAUCACAAAAGAUUACUAUGGGAAAUAAGAAAGAUGUAUUGAUUGAGAAUAUAAAUGCUUUCCUCAAUGCAAAAGAAAAGAACCUUAGUUAG